CUCUGAACGACACGCCCAUUUUCCCAGCAGUUGUGGGGUCCUUCACCGAGAUUUCGGGCUCUUUCCUUGUCGUAUAACUGGAGCAGAGUGUGUGUCUGCACGAAUACCUUCUCGCUAAGGUCGAUCCAAGUCCACGAACGCAAGGAGCGUGCAGGAAGAUCUAAAGUGAGAUGGCAAGUGGCAAAGAGGGCGGGGCUCUGAAAGGCUUGCGGCUGCUCACCAUCAACCGGAGAACGAAAGGCUUCGGCUUCCACAUGUUCACCAACAAAGCGUUGAAGGGGCAAUACAUCAAGGCAGUGUUUCCAGGGGAGCCAGCUGACCUUGCUGGGAUGCUGAAUAGCGACCAUGUCCUGGAGGUGGAUGGCGUUGAUGUCACUGAAAUGACACAUAUGGAGGUUGUUGAGCAGAUUCGCAGUGGAACUGGUCCGAAAAAGAUCCUGGUCAUUGACAUGGACACAGAAAGAGAAAUGGUAGCAAAGGGUGAGGCUAUAGACCGUAAGAAUGCAGUGGAGAUGAUCCCAAGAUCAGCCGCCACCGAAGAAACCGACGCUCCACCAGAAGAGAGCGCAAAGGAAAAGGCCCUGAAUUUCGAUGACAUGACCAAGGCUUUCCCCAAGGGAGCCAUCCAAAGACAGAAGAUCAAGAGUAGAGACUGGAAAGCCUCCGUGGCUGUUUACAACGACCUCUGAUGCUGGGCAACGGAUUCCCCAUACACCCACCGACAUCAUUGUUACGCUGCAUAAUUAACUUUCCGUAUACUCUUACUCUACGUAUACUAUUCAAGGGCUCCGCUUUUUAUUCGCGCAUACUUUCGUGUUUACGCUGCGGCUAGGCUGGCUGGGAGAGAAUGGCUGAUGAGACGUCGGGGAUACUGGGGCAGCAGGGAGGCGAUGAUCUGUUGGAGGAGGAGGCGGUAGGCAAAGACGAGGCCGGGAAGAGUCCGUCGCCCGAACUCCCCAAAGACCAAUCUCUGGAGGAGGACGCGGGCGGAGCGGAGCCCGGGGCCGGGGGAGGAGGGGGGAGCGUCGCUAGACUGGACAGCUACAGCCCUGCCGAGUCGAGCAGCGGGUCCCGCAAGUCCCCCAGGACACUGGUCGUCACUCCCGCGCCUGCCAGUGAGGGAGGAGACCCGUCCACCGGCCGGAGAGUCUCCUUCAAACCCGACGACAGAGACGGGAACUUGGAGCUGCCCGCGGGGCUGGAAAACAACGACCUGAGGGUCCCCGCGGGUAGAUACACGCCCUCUCCCAUCUCCCCCAGCCCCACGUCAGUUGUUCCCUCCGCCUCGCCUUUCACCUCUCGGCCUCAGCAGCGCCGCAGUGCCUGGAGAAGGAGAAGGAGGGAGAGCGAGUGGGUGUUUCGACCGCUCAAGCUAAAGUUCAAGGUCAAGGAGUUGGAGGAGCUGUACAAGAACUAUGUGUAUCGACAGCAGCAGAGCCUGGUCUGCAUGGCGUGCCUCAUCAUGUUUUUUCUCUCCGUACUCGUGUUCAUUUUCUUCUUUGCCCAUUCGAAGUUCGAUGGAGUGCCAUUGUCAGAGAAUGAGCUAGAUGAAUGUCGUAGUCUCGCCAAUCUCAGUUUCACCUAUUUCGAUAUGGCAGACGAUGUGGCAAACUAUGGCGAGCUCCCUUUCCUUCUGAUAUUCGUCUUCUUUUCAAUCGUGUUUGCCGUCAUUUCUGUUGUCAUUGUCCUCGACCGGAUCUCGUACAUGCGACUUAUGGUCUACUCUGUGAUUGUGUGGGCGGCAAUGGUCCUAGAACUGUAUGCUCUCUUUGCUGUCAACGUCCACAGAAGAGCGUCCGACCAGAUGGGGUUUCUGAUCUUUGUCCUGUUUGUGACCUACUUCAUGAUCCCACUGGGUCUCCGGGUCAACACUGUCCUGAGUGUCUCUCUCUGUGUCAUACACCUCGUUCUGUCCACUGCUGUGGCCGAGGAAACUCCUUCUGACAUCCUUGGCAGAGAGUUUGUUGCCAAUACAUUUCUCCUGUGCGGAGUCAAUUUGGUGGGCAUUUUCUACUACUACCUGGCAGACAUAGCUCGCAGGAAGUCUUUCUCUGAAACACGCCGCUACAUUAAGGCCCUCAUUACUAUCGAAGGAACAAAAAGCCGAAAGGAUCGGCUACUUCGCUCCAUACUGCCAAAGAGACUCACAGCGACCAUGGCCGAUCAGAUCAUCGCCUCUCGGAAGAGGGGUGGGGCGCAUGACGCCUUCCGCAAGAAGGGCGGGGCACAAGGGAAACAGUCUGAGUUCAGAGAUCUACACGUCCGUGCCGCUGACAAUGUCAGCAUUCUGUUUGCAGAUAUUGUGGGGUUCACAGCUCUCUCCAGCAGGUGCUCAGCUCAGCAACUCGUCCAUCUCCUGAACCAACUCUUUGGCAAAUUUGACUCUUUAGCUGAGAAAAAUGGGUGUCUUCGUAUCAAGAUUCUCGGUGACUGCUACUACUGUGUUUCGGGGUUGCUGGAACGUCGAAACGACCACGCUCAGUGUUGCAUCCACAUGGGACUGGACAUGGUCAAGGUCAUCAGAGAGGUUCGUGUUGCUACUGGAGUCAGCACCUUGGACAUGAGGGUCGGAGUUCACACAGGUCGCGUACUUUCGGGAGUUCUCGGACAACUCAAGUACCAAUUUGACGUGUGGUCUCAUGAUGUCAUCGUCGCCAAUCACAUGGAGUCAGGCGGCAAACCAGGGUACGU
Geodia barretti is the source of this 2691-nucleotide messenger RNA. The record is from the annotation of a GenBank genome assembly. NCBI's taxonomy places the organism in Eukaryota, Metazoa, Porifera, Demospongiae, Tetractinellida, Geodiidae.